Molecule: messenger RNA, 1729 nt
Organism: Engraulis encrasicolus (European anchovy)
Lineage: Eukaryota; Metazoa; Chordata; Actinopteri; Clupeiformes; Engraulidae
Product: high affinity choline transporter 1-like
Exons: 10
Coding region: 59-1729 (556 amino acids)
Biological process (GO): choline transport; transmembrane transport; acetylcholine biosynthetic process
Cellular component (GO): plasma membrane
Molecular function (GO): choline:sodium symporter activity
Source: RefSeq, a predicted model, not a curated record
CAGCUGUCCCAUUGAUAAAUAACUGCACACGUGACUGUGCAGCAACUUGACGUUCACCAUGGCCCUCAAUGUUCCGGGUUUGAUAGCGACGAUGGUGUUCUAUGCCGCCGUCCUGGCAACAGGGAUAUGGUCGUCCAGGAGGGCUAAAGCCAAGGCCACCGUGGGAACAUUUACCGAGGUAGCACUACUGGGUGGACGCUCCAUCGACUUAGCCGUGGGAAUCUUCACUAUGACCGCUUCGUGGGUUGGAGGAGGCUUCAUCCUGGGCCUUGCUGAAGGCGUCUACAGCCCAGAUAAAGGUCUCGUCUGGGUGAUGUACCCAGUUCACUACGCAGUGGCAUUUAUAUCAGGUGGUCUAAUCUUCGCUAAGCCCAUGAGGGAGAAGGAAUAUAUGACGAUGAUGGAUCCCUUUGAGAGGAAAUAUGGCAAACACGUGGCCGCUUUGAUGGUCAUCCCUGGCAUCGUCGCAGAGAUCCUAUCGAUGGCAGGAACGCUGACAGCACUGGGUGGCACGAUCAGCACCAUACUGGAUGUGCCGUAUGUCUACUCUGUGGUCAUCUCUGCUGCGGUCGCCAUUACCUACACCCUCCUCGGGGGCCUCUACUCCGUGGCCUACACUGAUGUCAUUCAGCUGGUCAUGAUGUUCGUUGCACUGUGGCUAUGUGUGCCGUUCAUCCUCCUGAACCCCAUCCCUGAGGACAUCAGCCACACCGCCUUCAACCAGACCCUGCGGCCAUCUUGGCUAGGGCACAUAGAGACACAGGACAUCAGCAGAUGGGUGGAUGACUUUCUUGCGCAGAGUAUGGGCCUGCUUGGUUUCCAGUGUUUCCACCAGAGAUUGCUGUCUGCCUCGUCGCCUGCCAAGGCUCAGAUCACCUGCUUUGCUGCCUCGGUCAUCGUCCUCUUCCUGGGGGUCCCCCCCGUCCUCAUCGGGGCGGUGGCAGCAUCCACAGACUGGAAUCUGACCUCCUAUGGUUCCCCUUCUCCAUACGAGCGUGGAGAGAGCUUUGGCAUCCUGCCCAUCUGCCUGCAGCACCUCACCCCUCCAUUCCUCUCCAUCGUUGGGAUCGCUGCUGUGGCCGCCGCCGUCAUGUCCUCCGUAGACUCCAGCCUCAUCGCUAGCGCCUCCAUGUUCUCAUCCAACAUCUACAGACACAUCAGAAAACAGGCCUCGGAUCGAGAGAUGCGGUGGGUGAUCCGCGUCGCUAUCAUCAUGACCGGCGUUCUGGGCAUGACUAUCACACUGUUUACCCAGAGCCUCGUGCACAUAUGGCUGCUCACGGCGGACGUGGCCUACUGCAUCCUGCUCCCUCAGCUGCUCUGCGCCGUCUUCUGCCCCAUCGCCAACGGUUACGGGGCGGCCGUGGGCUUCGUCCUGGGCGUCCUGCUGAGGUUCCUGAGGGGAGAGCCCGAACUGGUGCUGCCGGCAGUCCUAUAUCUCGGAGGAGCCUCGGUGCCCGUACGGACGUUAUCCGCCCUCCUCACGCUGGCCUGCGUCCUGCUGGUCUCGUACGCCUCUGAGCAGCUGUUCCGCCAUCGCAUACUUCCUGAGAGGUGGAACGUGCUCGGGGUCACUGGUCUCACCUCGUCGUCACCCCCGGCAACCCUGGAAGGAGGAAGUGGCGGUGGUGACGCAGGGGGCGGAGAGAUGGCAAAGAUGAUGAUGAUGUCAGUGUCUGAUAAAGGCUGUUUGGAUUCAGAACCUGAAGAGAAGUCAACUGCUUUUUAA